Messenger RNA from Populus nigra (black poplar), 1857 nucleotides. RefSeq names its product cytoplasmic tRNA 2-thiolation protein 2. The record is from RefSeq and is a predicted model, not a curated record. Lineage: Eukaryota; Viridiplantae; Streptophyta; Magnoliopsida; Malpighiales; Salicaceae. The transcript is spliced from 7 exons. Gene Ontology annotation, cellular component: cytosol. Bases 125 to 1501 code for a protein of 458 amino acids. Gene Ontology annotation, biological process: tRNA wobble position uridine thiolation. Gene Ontology annotation, molecular function: tRNA binding; sulfurtransferase activity.
UCACAUGAACAACAAAGGUGAAAACCCUACACGCUCUUUUGGACCUGAAAAAACAGUUAAAUCAACUCCGCUGUUCAACAUCUCCUAAACAAAAAAAACACAGACAACCGAAGCAAACAAAACAAUGUCUUGCAAUUCCUCAGGUUGCCAAUCCAAUUGCUACAAAAACGGUGACCAAGUAUCGGACUCACCGCCACCACCACCACCACUAGCAGCAGCCAACAAUUAUAAUAAUUUAUGCCUCAAGUGCAAGACCAACAGCCCCAUCACUCCUGGAUCUCUUUCUGGUGAUGAAGCACGCUUUUGUGCUGAUUGCUUUAGAAGUAAUAUCUAUGGGAAGUUCAGGCUUGCUGUUACUUCUCAUGCCAUGAUUUCUCCUUCUGAUAACGUUCUUGUUGCUUUCUCUGGCGGCCCUUCCUCCAGGGUAGCUCUACAGUUUGUACAUGGGUUGCAAGAUAGAGCACAAAAGAAUUUUGAAGCAAGUAAGGAUAAAUCAUUGCCAGUUUUUGGUGUUGGAGUAGCGUUUAUUGAUGAAAGUGCAGUCUAUCCAGUUUCUUCUGAUAAAGUUGAUGGAGCGAUUCAGGAUAUGAGAUCGGUCGUGUCAAAUCUAGCCCCACCAACAAAACAGCUGCAUGUUGUUCCAAUUGAAAAUAUCUACGCUUCAGAUUCAAGUGAUGGGAAAGAUAGAUUGACGAAGUUAUUAGAUGCUGUUAAUGAUGCCACUGGGAAAGAAGAUCUUCUGCUGCAUUUGCGAAUGUUGGCUUUGCAAAUGGUUGCAUCUCAAAAUGGAUACAACAGACUGAUUCUAGGAUCAUGUACAUCAAGGAUUGCUUGCCAUGUCCUUGCAGCAACUGUUAAGGGCCAGGGAUAUUCUUUAUCAGCAGAUAUACAAUAUGUUGAUGCACGGUGGGAGAUACCAGUAGUGCUUCCACUUCGUGACUGUACUUCACAAGAGCUGAAUUUGUUGUGCCAACUUGAUGGUCUAAAGACUCUGCAACCGUUUGACAGUACUCCCUCUGGAAUCAACGGUUUGAUAUCUUCAUUUGUGAAUGUCUUGCAGGAAGAAAAUUCUUCUCGUGAGUGCACGAUUUUACGGACAGCUGGAAAGCUUACUCCAUUUGAAUUCAACAGGAUUCCUGAAACUGAUAACUGCAAUGUUCCUUUGGCUAUUCGAAGGCGUCAAAAGAGAUACAAUCUAAAGACGAAGGAAUCUAUUUCCUCAGAGUUGUUCUGUCCCAUUUGCAAUGGCCCCCUCAAGAAUUUUAAUUCCUUGAAUUUGAGCAGUCUCAAGAGUUGCCAAAGCUCAAGGUUUAAUGCUGCUUGUUGUUCAAGUUGCCAGUUUCAGAUAAUUCCCAAGGAUCCCUCAUCAAUGGAGAAUUUCUGUUCUCUUCUACCACAGCAAGUGGUUGACAGAGCAAAGCAUGGAAAUUGUAGCAAUUUAAGUUUGCUAAGGGAGCAAAUUCAAGAUUGCUUGCUUUCAGACAGUGAAGAUGAAACUUGAAUCAUGUGCCUAAUUUCAGAAUUCUCUCUUUUCCUAAUCGUCACUGGUUAUUUGGUAUUGAUACUAUAGGCACUUCCAGGAAGACCGCUCUGGGUUCCAGCUAUAUCUGGCAUCAAUCCCGUGCUUCCCAAAUAACCUCGUAUGGUGCUUCUAAUUCAUUAUUGCCCUAGAUAUCAUUAUUCUUGAUGAAAUGAACUAACAUUGUAGCUUGUAUUUAAGCUGGAAUUAUAUCCUUAAAUGACCUGAGCUGUGAUCUUUGUGCGCAAGGGCACGCACAAGAGCGUCAUGCUCAUGUAAUUCCCUGGAGGCCAUGACACAAGCUGCUUGUAGUGAAUGAGAAACAUGUCUUGUCAUUA